AUGUCAAGGUAGGUUUAUGUAAGCCCAGAAAGAAUGACAAUUCAAAAAUUGGAAGAGUACCCCUCUGCUUUGUAAGACUUGAAUUUUAAUCAUUGUAUGAUAAUUAUUUCAUUUAUGAUUAGCAAGGUUCUAAGAGAUAGAGGGAGAGUUCAAAGCUUUGGAUGUCGAUCAAAGUGGUUGGUUAUCAUUGACAGAAUUGGAAUUGCAUUUGAAAAGGAAAGGAUGUGAUUAACAAUUAGUAUAGGAGAUCUUUAAUGAUUUAAAUACCAAUUAGGAUCAAAAAAUAUCAAAAGAUGAGUUCACUCAUGGUUAUCUGAAUAAAGAGUAAAAUCUUAUAGAUUAAGUUAAAUCCUUCGAAAUCAAAAUUAAACAAAUCAGAACAAGCGAAGAAGAAUUUAAACAAUAGAUAAAUGUAGCAAAUCAUCAAUAAUUCAUAAUAACACUAUAAUCAGGUUGUCUAAACUAAUUUUAUAGAUAGUAAGAUGAUAUUAUAAAAGCGUCAAAAUAAAUUGAAGUUCUCUUUUAAUGUAAUAAAGCUUCUGAUGGGCAUGAUAGAUUUAGUAAGCCAAGCUUAAAUUGUGAAUAUCCGGUUUGGGGUGAUAAAAUUACUUAUAUUCUUCAUUAAAUACACUAAAUAGAAAUUUCAGUUGAAUUAAUUGAAAUACACUAACUUCAAAAAUAGUCUCUUGGUAAAUUAAGAGUCCAAAAAGACCUUCAAUAAGACUUUCAAAUUCAAGAGUAACUAAUUUUCGAAGGCAUAGGUGAAAUCUUGGUUCUUUUUGAAUAUAUAAAUAAUUGGGUAAAUUCAUUUCUUAUAUCUUUAUAGAAUGAGUACAUAAAAAUGCAAAUGCAAUAUUGUGAAUAAAAUGUCAAUAAUCUUCUAGAUUAAAUCAGAUAGAUUAAGCGCAAAUUGUACUUUAUGAAAUAAUUAUAUAAUUUUGAUAACAGCAACUUGAAGCAAAAGGAAACUCUAUCACUCUCUCUAUUACCAGCUUACAAAUUGGAUAACUAAACAAAUAAAUCGUUUCAACAAUAAGAAAAUAAAGCUUAAUAUGAUACUCAACCAAUUUUCAAUUAGUAAUAGCAGUCAUAACCAGAAUCAAUAAGGAUUCAAUAAAUUGCUAUCCUAGAUUAGUAAGAUUAUAAAUAAUAAAAUGAUUUGCCUGAUGCUUUUAACAUAUUUAAACAUUCCUUAAGUGAACCUGAUGCAUUCAUUAUUGAUAUGGACCAGAUUAAGAAUCAAUAGAAUUACAAACUAAUGGGUAUAUUAGUUCUACUUAUAACAAUCAAUAUUGCUUUUUCAAGAUGUGAUUUUCUAGGCUUACUGCUAGUUCUGUUAAGUAUUCCUUAUUAAAAUAAGAAAUGGAAUAAUUAGUAACUUUAAUUCUAUUCUUAUGGAAUGAUCUUUUCUUUGAUAUUAGACUUUUACUGGUAUUUAUAUAGUAUAACAAAAGGAUCCUAAAAUUUGCUAAUUGUUUUUCUAAUCUAUAUUAAUGCAAUAAUUAAUAUGGAUUUGCAUUAUCAAUCUACUUUUUAUGCCUACUAACUUGUUUUGGGAAAAUUUAUGUACUCUAUAAAGUCCGUGGAUAUCAUUGA
Messenger RNA from Paramecium pentaurelia, 1596 nucleotides. The record is from the annotation of a GenBank genome assembly. NCBI's taxonomy places the organism in Eukaryota, Ciliophora, Oligohymenophorea, Peniculida, Parameciidae.